AUGUAUAAGAUUGAAAAUCUUUCUCUUCCAGCGUCAUUUCAGGAAGCUGCCCUCUGUGCCGAUGUGGAGGAGAAGCUGGUGAGUCACCUUCUGUCCCCAGAACGCUACAACAAGCUCAUCAGACCCGCCGUCAACACCAGCCAACAGGUCACCAUCUACAUCCAGGUGUCCUUGGCCCAGCUCAUCAACGUGAAUGAGAGAGAGCAGAUCAUGACCACGAACUGUUGGCUCUCACAGGUUUGGAACGACUAUAGAUUAAUGUGGGAUCCAGAGGAGUACGAAGGAAUCAAGAAAAUACGCCUCCCCUCACAGCACAUCUGGCUGCCUGACAUCGUCCUAUACAACAAUGCGGAUGGAACCUACGAAGUGUCCUUCUACUCCAAUGCUGUUGUCUCUAAUAACGGCGAAGUGAAUUGGCUUCCUCCUGCAAUCUACAAGUCGGCCUGCAAGAUUGAGGUGCGAGAUUUCCCCUUCGACCAGCAGAACUGUACGCUAAAGUUUCGCUCUUGGACAUACGACCACACCGAGAUUGACCUUAUUUUGCUGAGUGACUACGCUAGCCGCGACGACUUCAAACCCAGUGGCGAGUGGGACAUUGUUUCUCUGCCUGGGCGCAAAAAUGAAGACCCUGAUGACAUUCGUUAUCUGGACAUCACCUAUGACUUUGUGAUCAAGAGGAAACCGUUGUUUUACACUAUUAACCUGAUCAUUCCCUGCAUCCUCAUUACAUCUUUGGCUAUUCUGGUUUUCUACCUCCCAUCGGACUGUGGCGAAAAGAUGACACUUUGCAUCUCUGUCCUUCUGGCGCUAACUGUGUUCUUACUUCUGAUCUCGAAAAUUGUCCCGCCCACGUCUCUUGCAGUGCCUCUGAUUGGGAAGUACCUCAUGUUUACAAUGGUUUUGGUCACAUUCUCUAUUGUCACCAGUGUCUGUGUCCUGAACGUCCACCACCGCUCCCCCAGCACCCACACCAUGCCACCGUGGGUCAAACGAGUCUUCUUGUAUCACCUCCCUUCGUUUCUGUUCAUGCGGAGACCAGGGAGUUCAAAUAUCCGCGAGAAAUUCCGGAAAAAACACCAGCACCACUCUUAUACAGAUAAAAAGUUGGACAGGAGCUGCCCAUCUCCUAUCGCAGGCUCUUCCUCGUCGUUUUACGUGAAUGAGGAGUCGGCCAAGCGCUACGGCUGGAAGGGGGGUCUGUCGGACAACUCUGAGUGCAGGAAAAGGCUGACCCUCAAGAGCAACAUCGAUAUGGAGGACGCUGUGGAUGGAGUGAGAUACAUCGCAGAGAAGAUGAAGAGCGAGGAUGACGAUGAGGGGAUCAUAGAAGACUGGAAGUACGUGGCCAUGGUAAUAGAUCGCCUCUUCUUGUGGAUCUUCGUCAUGGUGUGUGUGAUUGGGACCCUGGGCCUCUUCAUGCAGCCACUGUUCCAGAGUUACAACACUCCCAUUGUUGAGGACAUAGAGCAGACUGGAAAAUAA
Molecule: messenger RNA, 1482 nt
Organism: Knipowitschia caucasica
Lineage: Eukaryota; Metazoa; Chordata; Actinopteri; Gobiiformes; Gobiidae
Source: the annotation of a GenBank genome assembly